Messenger RNA from Pseudogymnoascus verrucosus, 3416 nucleotides. RefSeq lists its product as uncharacterized. The record is from RefSeq and is a predicted model, not a curated record. NCBI's taxonomy places the organism in Eukaryota, Fungi, Ascomycota, Leotiomycetes, Thelebolales, Thelebolaceae. Bases 1 to 3165 code for a protein of 1054 amino acids. The transcript has a single exon. Gene Ontology annotation, molecular function: protein binding; ADP binding.
AUGGAUCCCGCUAGCGGUGUUUCCAUUCCUGGAAACACCUUUCAAUUCCUCACCCUAGCGUAUACCGUAUCCUCUCGACUAACAACGUACUGCAAGGCUAGCAGCGAGACUCCUCCGAUAUUCCAUGAGCUGUCCGUUCAGAUUCCUCUAGUCGCUGAUAUAUGCCAAAAACUCCAAGACGAUUCUUCGAUCACCCCAGAACGACUAUCUCAUGUUCUAAAGGGGUGCAGUCGUAUCCUUGAGACCCUGAACCAGAUAUUGUCAAAGGUCAUCCCUGAAACGGGCGACUCCGUAAGGUCCAAAGUCCGAAAGGGAAUAAAAAGCGUUACCAUUGAGAAUAAAGCCAAAGAAUGCAAGACUGAGCUAGAGAGUUACAAAGCGACAUUAACGCUUUAUCUUAGUGCCCAAAGACCAUUCUUAGCUCACGCAGCUCUUGAACUUCCAACCUAUCACUAUCUGCCGUCGUUGGGACAAGCGAAAUUCAUCGGGCGGAAACAGCUUCUCAAGGCCAUCGACCGUGUAUUAAAAGCGGGAGGUCGAGACACCUGUGUUGCAGUCCUGCUGGGAAUGGGCGGACAGGGCAAAACUAGCCUAGCCAUCGAAUAUUGCAGAGGAGAGAAAUCCCGGGAACACUUCAAGACGAUUCUGUGGAUAAACAGCGUCUCGCACCUCUCCAUCCAACGGAGCUUCGCAGAGAUUGCAAAGAACAUUGUAGCUUUGUCUGGCGAGCAGCGAGUCUUCCCUUCAUCUAAAGCUCAGAUUACCUUUAUACACGGUAUUGUCGAGAGCAGAAGCGCUCCGUGGCUCUUCGUAUUUGAUAACUACGAUUGGCCUCAGAAGGUCAAACGCGUGCUCGAUUACGCGCCACACUCAGCGAAAGGAGCAGUGAUAAUGACGACUCGACAUGCGGAUGUUGCUCAGUUAGGAACGCUUAUUCCUGUAUCCGGGAUGAACGAAGUCGAUGCGGUCGAACUUCUCUUGGAACGCACUGGUCAUGCACGCACUAUCGGCAACUUAGAACAGGCAAAGGCUGUAGUGAAGAUGCUUGGAUAUUUGCCUCUAGCCAUUGAUCAGAGCGCAGCUUAUAUUCGUUCUCGAAAGAUCUCUCCCGAGCAAUUUCUUGAUCACUAUAAAACUAGGAAAGAAAAAUUAUUGAAGUACCUUCCGUCUGUGUGGGACUAUCAACGAUCCUCGGGGGACGACGAAGAUGAGCCUCCGCCUCUUAGUGUUUUUACAACAUGGGAAAUGUCCUUUACCCAAGCUGAGGAACACAGCCCUAUUGGCGAUAAUAUUGGACACUUCCUUACCAUACUUGGAUUUUUCUCUCCACUGCAGAUUCGGAUGGAGAUGUUCCAGGCCUACUAUGAAGGGAUUCAACCCACGGGUGCUAACGCUUCGUCUUGGCUAGAGCCAUUCUCGGAUGGAUCAAGCUGGGAUAAAUAUGAAUACCAGGACGCUGUUGUAUUCGUAUCCGAAUUAUCUCUUGUGACACACAGCGAAACAUCCACUGAUCCCGAUGACCAACUACAAGAUGCCCCCGGCUUCUGUACCAUUGCACUGCACCCGCUAGUGCGGGACUGGGUGCAACUCAGGGUUCCGACUAGCGAGAGAAGGAAAUAUACCAUCGAGGCCAUAAUUAUCCUCGAACAUUACAUAAUCUCCGCGGGCGAUGAUUAUCGAAACUGGCCUUUGAAAAUACGGCUUCAAGCUCUUUCUCAUGUCGACGCAACCCUGGAACUUCAGUCGAAGUACGCGACCGACUGGGCCAAUACUGAUUACAACGAACUCCGUAAGGCCUUGUGUGUGAUAUGCUCCUUCUAUGCCGACAACGGCAGGUAUGAGGAGUCUGAAAGGAUAUGCAAAGAGAUCCUACACGCCGAUACCAAAGGCCCGGACACGAAAUCUCAAGCCGAAUCAGCAGAGCUCCAGCUAACAGACAUCUUCCUACUCCAAGGACGCUACGACGAAGUAGAAGAAAUCAUCGCCAGGCUCCUCGGGUCCUCGAAAAAUAAAAGUGAUAAGAAAACCAAAGUCCACAUGGAGAAGAACCUCGCAAAAGCCUUUUCGAAACAGGGACGAUAUGACGAGGCCGCUGCUCUAUACCACGAUGUUCUAGAGCAGCAAGCAUCUUUUCUCCCCAUAAACGACCUAGAUGUGCUCCACACAAAGGAGAACCUUGCAUACGUAUAUCGCAACCAGGGCCUGCAUCUCAAAGCCAUCGAUCUCUACGAAGCUAUCCUAGAGGCUUAUCGCCUUGCUGGCCUCGAGGACCAUCUGGAUGCAUUGAACUCUAUGGUUAAUCUCGCUAGUACAUAUCGUGCUCAGGCACAAUACAGCCUCGCGACACCUCUGUACGAAAAAGCUAGCAAAGAGAUCUCGGCCAAGCUCCAUGCGGACCACCCGACGGCACUCUCCACCAAAUCUUUCAUGGCCAUCAACCUUAGAGAGUUGCAGCGACACGAAGAAGCCGAACACGCUUUCCGUGAUGUUGUCGAACGAUCUGCUAGGGUUCUAGGGUUGCUUCAUCCUGACACACUCAAAGCUACGAUGAAUUUCGCUAUCCUAUGCGAUAGGACGGGUAAACCGUUUGAAGCCGAGGAGCUGUAUCGAACUACACUCAUAGGUAGAGAACAGAAGUUGGGUACGGAUAACCCAUAUACACUACGCACUGUGGAACGACUUGUCAGUUUGCUGUGGUCACAAAACCGCCUUGAGGAGGCUCUGGAGAUUACUGCGAAGGCACUCAAAGCUCAGCAGAGAGGUUCGUUGGAGGAAGAAAUGAAGACCCUAAACCUCGAUAAACUAGACAAAAUUGACACAACCUGGCCCUACCGACCCGUCGAAAUACUCUUUGAAAGCGCCGUAGCAAGAGACAAUGCAAAACUAGCAGCAGCCCACCGCGACCGCAUCGAGACGCAGAAAUCCCUGGCUCGCGUUUACGAGUCACAUGGAAAAUUAGAGGAAGCCGGAGAACUGCAAAGGCUUGCGGAGGCGGGGGAGGAGGUGUUGAGGCUGCAAUUGUGGCAGACGGCGAGCCAGUGGAGGGGGUCGAGGGAGACGCUUGUGGAGACGGGGGUGGAGCCGUCGCCUUUGAUGCUGGAAUCACUUCCGGAAACGACUGGGCGGACAUCGAGUGAGGGAACGAGUGAGAGGGGUCGGUCUUAGAAUGCAAGUGGGUGAAAGCUAUUAUCAUCGUGGCUCAGCUACUUUCACCGACCCCUAGUUUCUGAACACUAUACCGAAACGCCUUCAAUAAUCAGACGCAGGUACAGAUCUAGGGACAAGAUACGCCGUAGCCACGCAGCUCGAAUUGGGUUUCACGUUCAUCCAUUCUAUGACCUUGUAUAUUAGAAAUAGAGUAUUAAUUGAGACAAGACCCUCGUUAUUUAUGGGGGUUUGUCUUUGAAUAUCGCGAG